AUGACGUACGAGGGAGCCAUCGGCAUCGAUCUCGGCACAACUUACUCGUGCGUUGGUGUUUGGCAGAACGAGCGCGUGGAGAUCAUUGCGAACGAUCAGGGCAACCGCACAACGCCGUCGUACGUGGCGUUCACCGACACGGAGCGUCUGAUCGGUGAUGCCGCGAAGAACCAGGUUGCGAUGAACCCGACGAACACCGUCUUCGACGCGAAGCGCCUCAUUGGGCGGAAGUUCAGCGACCCCGUUGUGCAGUCGGACAUGAAGCACUGGCCCUUCAAGGUCAUCACGAAGGGCGACGACAAGCCGGUGAUCCAGGUGCAGUUCCGCGGCGAGACAAAGACGUUCAACCCGGAGGAGGUGAGCUCGAUGGUGCUGUCAAAGAUGAAGGAGAUUGCGGAGUCGUACCUGGGCAAGCAGGUGAAGAAGGCCGUGGUGACUGUGCCCGCGUACUUCAACGACUCCCAGCGGCAGGCGACGAAGGAUGCCGGCACGAUCGCGGGGAUGGAGGUGCUGCGCAUCAUCAAUGAGCCGACAGCUGCCGCCAUUGCGUAUGGCCUGGACAAAGUGGAGGACGGCAAGGAGCGCAAUGUGCUCAUCUUUGACCUUGGCGGCGGCACGUUUGAUGUCACGCUGCUGACGAUCGACGGUGGCAUCUUUGAGGUGAAGGCGACGAACGGCGACACGCACCUGGGCGGCGAGGACUUUGACAACCGCCUCGUGUCGCACUUCACGGACGAGUUCAAGCGCAAGAACAAGGGCAAGGACCUGACGACAAGCCAGCGCGCCCUCCGCCGCCUCCGCACCGCCUGCGAGCGCGCCAAGCGCACGCUGUCGUCCGCGGCACAGGCGACGAUUGAGAUCGACGCGCUGUUCGACAACGUGGACUUCCAGGCAACCAUCACUCGCGCCCGCUUCGAGGAGCUCUGCGGCGACCUCUUCCGAGGGACGCUGCAGCCGGUGGAGCGUGUGCUCCAGGACGCCAAGAUGGACAAGCGUGCCGUGCACGACGUGGUGCUCGUCGGCGGCUCCACCCGCAUUCCAAAGGUGAUGCAGCUGGUGUCUGACUUUUUCGGUGGCAAGGAACUGAACAAGAGCAUCAACCCUGAUGA
Messenger RNA from Trypanosoma cruzi, 1109 nucleotides. Its product is annotated as heat shock 70 kDa protein, putative. Gene Ontology annotation, molecular function: misfolded protein binding; ATP binding; ATP hydrolysis activity. Gene Ontology annotation, biological process: cellular response to unfolded protein; protein refolding. Gene Ontology annotation, cellular component: cytoplasm. The record is from RefSeq and is a predicted model, not a curated record. The annotation marks the transcript as partial. The transcript has a single exon. Lineage: Eukaryota; Euglenozoa; Kinetoplastea; Trypanosomatida; Trypanosomatidae.